AUGGCGCGUAAACUCAUACCUUGGUCACUGUACGACUUGUCCGGAGCUCACGCUCUGGACUCACUGGACACGAUGCGGGACUACUUCCGCCGAUUUCGAAAACUGCGCGGGAAAGGUCUUGACGGAAUCGAGUAUGAAGCUUUACAAAGUUCUUGGUGUGCCUUCAUCCAACGUUGGAAUCGGAUGCUCGACGAUGGUAGCAGCUUCCAAUUAUGGCUCGCCAAUCGAGAGGAGCUUCGCGCCGAUCACUCCAUCGGCGCGCUACGCGAAAGAGUGUGUGAGGAUGCUUGGAAUGAGUACCGCCUCUGCUUCGUCCAUGAUAAUGAAGGAUGCUGGUAUUGUGAUUCGACUCCACGCCCAACUCAUGACGAAUGGCGACAACACAUCGCUGAGUGUCCACUCAGUGAUCGCGAACGAAGUUGGAUUGCAAAGUAUGAGCGAAGUCUGAGCGAACUUAGAAGCUCAGUUAUUCGUGGUGCGCCUACCACUCGCGACAGCGGAUUCAAUCUCCGCGGAAUAAUCAGCGCAGGGCAGCGACACGUUCGCCUGCCCGUCCUGCUGCGCGAUUCUCGCCUCGCAAUCGUGAUAAUAUGCAUUCACCACGACGUUCUCGUUCACGGCAUCGUUCUCUUUCACGGCAUCGUUCUCUUUAUCGUCAUCAAUCUCGUUCUCGACGACGUGGAUCUCCUUACCAAUCUCGUCUGUCACGAGAGCGUUCGCGUGCUCGCCCGCAUUGUAAUAGCCCGACUUCGGAAUCCAAGCCAACGUACUCGGUACCUGCGCACGGAUGCGUUGGAGGUUCCUCGUGACCCACAAUGUGGUCUACAAUCCAGCGCACCUGUCCCUCCGCAUCAACAAGCGGAGGAGAGCCCUCGCGAUGGUAAUGCUGGCGUCCUGGUUGCCCAGGACGAUGUUGAUCAGGUCGUGAACAGAGCUGCCGAUGCUCAGCUGGAGGCUGAGGCUGCCAAUGAACGUGCUGCCCAGUCGAAGAAGACUGCGAGUGAGAACCGACAGUCAAAACGUGAGCUGCUCGAACGGAUAAGUGUUUUGGAGCGCCAGGUGCUUAAUCAUGUGCAGACGGCAUCGCGGCCGCGCCCCAUGUCAUCGGCUCGUCGAGAACGACGGGAAGGCCGAUCGACUUACGGACCUUUGAAGCCGGCAUCGGAGUUAAGCCGUGAAGCGUAG
Molecule: messenger RNA, 1185 nt
Organism: Peronospora farinosa
Lineage: Eukaryota; Oomycota; Peronosporomycetes; Peronosporales; Peronosporaceae
Source: the annotation of a GenBank genome assembly